Molecule: messenger RNA, 2172 nt
Organism: Eucalyptus grandis
Lineage: Eukaryota; Viridiplantae; Streptophyta; Magnoliopsida; Myrtales; Myrtaceae
Product: receptor-like cytosolic serine/threonine-protein kinase RBK2
Exons: 9
Coding region: 471-1724 (417 amino acids)
Biological process (GO): protein phosphorylation
Molecular function (GO): protein kinase activity; ATP binding
Source: RefSeq, a predicted model, not a curated record
CAGCGACGAAAUCCUCUGCAAGGCCACCUCUCCUUCUUUAAUCAUUAUCGAAGCACAGGACUCGGGAAGCUCGUUCGCUCCUUUCUUAGUCGGCAAGCCUAUAUCAACGUCUCACCUCACUCCUCCACAACCGUUGUCUCUCUCUCCUCCUCAUCCUCCUCCUCCUUCCCCCUCCCCUGUUUUCUGGUGGGAAAAAGGAAACAGAGAGAGAGAAAGGAAAAAAAGCCUGCAUUUUUACACCCUCCCCUGUUUUCGUUAUCCACUGUUCAUGGUCAUCUCUUAGUCUUGCGCCGCAUUCGUUCGGUUUCCAUAUCUGCCGGAAUCUGGCAAUAAUUUGCAGUGAGAAACGAGAAACAGAAUCGUCAGAAUAUUUGGCGAAUUUGUCCAAUCCGAGGAUGUAUAUUGAGAUUUUUCUGGGUUAGCCUUCGGGAUAAUAUUCUACGGCAAUCUGGUUAAAGGAGAAACAUAAGAUGGACAAUAGCUCCCCUGUUGGAGUUCUGGAGGACUUUCUGAGGAGCAGCGAGUCAGACACUAAUUCGACCACCUCGGACUCCGAAGCCCGGAAUGAUGGGAGGCCCUGUUCCCGCUGGCGCAGGCUCAUCCGCUUGUUGAGGACAAGGUCGAGGAAACAAUCGCCCCCGAUGCAUCCAUUCGACAGCCUAAAGCCCCCAUUCAGAAGAAGCAGCAGCAUGAGGGAGAUGAUCGCCUUUGCGCCGUGUUUCCUGUCGAGAGCCGAUGAACUUAGCAAGACCCCUUGGAAAUAUUUCACCCUCCCCGAGCUCCAAGCCGCGACUAACAAUUUCAGCCCCGAACGCCAAAUUGGGAAGGGUGGCUAUGCUGAGGUUUACAAGGGGCAGCUGAGGAACGGGCAACUCGUGGCAAUUAAACGUCUCAUGCGAGGGACACUAGACGAGAUAAUUGGUGAUUUCCUUUCCGAGCUUGGGAUCAUGGCCCAUGUCAAUCACCGGAACACUGCCAAGUUGGUUGGUUAUGGGGUCGAAGGCGGAAUGCAUCUGGUCCUUGAGUUGUCGCCUCAUGGAAGCCUAGCCUCUGUGCUAUAUAGUGCAAAAGAAACGCUGGAGUGGCAGCUGCGAUAUAAGAUUGCGUUAGGAACUGCCGAGGGUUUAUUGUAUCUUCACGAAGGUUGUCAGAGGCGAAUCAUCCAUAGAGACAUAAAGGCGGCGAAUAUUUUGCUCACUGAGGACUUUGAGCCUCAGAUCUGCGACUUUGGACUUGCCAAAUGGCUUCCGGAGAAAUGGACCCACCACACGGUGUCGAAAUUCGAAGGCACAUUCGGCUAUCUUGCUCCGGAGUACUUGAUGCACGGCAUUGUGGACGAGAAGACCGACGUGUUUGCAUUUGGUGUGCUUCUGUUGGAACUAGUCACCGGCCGCCGAGCACUGGAUUAUGCGCAGCAAAGCCUCGUCCUUUGGGCAAAACCUUUGCUCAGGAAGAAUAACGUCAGAGAGCUCUUGGAUCCUGCUCUGGGCAGCAACUACGACGCCAGGCAGAUCAAUCUGGUGCUCUUGGCUGCUUCGAUUUGUGUACAUCAGUCUUCAAUUCGACGGCCCAGCAUAAGCCAGGUAGCGCAAAUUCUGAAUGGCGACCUUAGCUGUCUGAAGUCCAUGAGGAAGAUCCGGACGCCAUUCUUCCGCAAAGCUUUCGUGGAAGAAUGCUACAGCCCGAUCAAAGAUCGCGACAGUCCGAGGCAUGCCUUGGCUUGAAGAUGAGCUUCGCAAAGUACGUCUUGUCUCCUGCGAUACGAGCGAGGCGAAUAAAAGCUAUUCAAAGAUUGGUUUGUAUAAAGCUGCUGUCUCACCUUAAUCUAGUAUCAAAAGUUGUUUUUUGAUGUGAACAUCACAGGCGAGCAGGAUUUUGCAGUAGGAGGGAAGAAGGUAAUGGCCCUCUAAAGCUAUGUACAUAGAAUCGUAUGGAAUAGGAAAAAGGAAGAAUCCUAGGAAAUAGGGAAUAGGGCGUUUUUGGGGGAUCUAUUCUACAUAAGGAGUAGGAGGAGCAAAGUAAAGUUAGCUUUGCCUCAUUAAAGCACCAUCUUUUGCAGUAUUUUAGGUGCCAUUGUUCAUUCUUUUUGUUCUUUUCAUCAUAUCAUAUGGCAUAUGUCUUUAUACAGGUGAAGCUGUCCCGUUCCAAAUUAAAGUUAUAUUUUGGUGAAAA